Dujonia railenensis is the source of this 930-nucleotide messenger RNA. NCBI's taxonomy places the organism in Eukaryota, Fungi, Ascomycota, Pichiomycetes, Serinales, Debaryomycetaceae. The record is from the annotation of a GenBank genome assembly.
AUGGUAGAGCUCUCAGAUUAUCACAGACAAGAAAAGGUUGGAGAAGGAACUUAUGGUGUCGUCUAUAAGGCGUUGGACACUAAGCACAAUAAUAGAGUUGUUGCCCUUAAAAAGAUCAGGUUGGAAAGUGAAGAUGAAGGUGUCCCUUCCACUGCGAUCAGGGAAAUUUCGCUUUUGAAGGAAAUGAGAGACAACAACAUUGUGAGGUUGUAUGAUAUUGUUCACUCUGAUUCCCACAAAUUGUACUUGGUGUUUGAAUUUUUGGACUUGGAUUUGAAGAAGUACAUGGAGUCUAUCCCUGCAGGUGUUGGGCUUGGAUCCGAUAUGGUGAAGAGAUUCAUGAACCAAUUAGUUAAGGGAAUCAAAUACUGUCAUAGUCAUCGUGUGUUGCAUCGAGAUUUGAAACCUCAGAAUUUGUUGAUCGACAAAGAGGGUAACUUAAAGUUAGCCGAUUUUGGGUUAGCCAGAGCAUUUGGUGUCCCAUUGAGAGCCUACACCCAUGAAGUUGUCACCUUAUGGUAUAGAUCACCUGAAAUUUUGUUGGGUGGUAAGCAAUACUCCACUGGGGUGGAUAUGUGGUCUGUAGGUUGUAUAUUUGCUGAAAUGUGCAAUAGGAAACCGUUAUUUCCAGGGGAUUCAGAAAUCGAUGAGAUUUUCAGAAUCUUCAGAAUCUUGGGAACUCCAACUGAAGAGAUUUGGCCUGACGUUCAGUACUUGCCUGAUUUUAAGCCAACUUUCCCCAAAUGGUCAAAGAAAAAUUUGAGUGAAUUUGUGCCAACUUUGGAUGAAGAUGGAGUUGACUUGUUGGGGCAAAUGCUUGUUUACGACCCAAGUGGGAGAAUCAGUGCCAAGAGAGCCAUUAUCCAUCCAUAUUUCCAAGAAGAUGGUGAAAAUUACGACAGCUAUCCAAGAAGUGUUAACAUGGGAUAG